AAUAGUUCGCUAAUCUCAGCCUAAUAAGUUCAUCUGUUUUUCUUUUUUUUUUUUUCUUCGCGUCUUUUGGAUUUCUGUAACAUUGUUGAAGUCAUAGUUUAUACUAGUUAGGGUUUACGCAUGCGAGAAGAAAUGCAGUUCCUUUUUUAAUUCUGAAUCAAAAGUCCGAGGACUCAUUCGGGUAAUCUGAGCGAGUGUCUGAUGGCGGAUUCUACUUGGUCGAAUUGACAAGAUCUUAUUAGUAUUUGAUGCAUAUAGGCGGUAAUGUGAUUCCAUUCGCUUGGCUUCAAUGGAGGGUGUAGCUUCGGUUGAUUCUCCAACUAUUAAGCCUAUAAAUAAGUCUGUAGUUCACAGGAUUUGCUCAGGACAAGUGAUUUUAGAUCUUUCGUCUGCAGUGAAGGAGUUAGUUGAGAACAGCUUGGAUGCAGGUGCGAGCAGCAUCGAAAUUGCUUUGAAAGAAUAUGGUGAAGAAUCCUUCAAGGUUAUUGAUAAUGGGUGUGGCAUUUCACCUAAUAAUUUCAAGGUUCUUGCACUCAAGCACCAUACUUCGAAAAUAGCAGAUUUUCCUGAUCUCCAAUCUUUGGCAACUUUUGGCUUCAGAGGGGAGGCACUUAGUUCUCUUUGUGCGCUUGGGAAAUUGACAGUCGAAACAAGAACUAAAAGUGAACCAGCCGCCACACACUUGACUUUUGACCAUUCAGGCUUACUGAUAUCUGAAAAGAAAAUAGCGCGUCAAAUUGGUACCACUGUCACUGUUGAUAAGUUGUUCUCUACCUUACCAGUGCGAGGCAAGGAGUUUAGUCGCAACAUCCGAAGAGAAUAUGGGAAACUUAUUUCUUUACUGAACGCAUAUGCUCUUAUUGCGAAAGGAGUUCGAUUAGUUUGCACCAACACAACUGGAAAGAACAUAAAGGCUAUGGUGCUUAAAACGCAAGGAAGCAAUUCUCUUAAAGACAACAUCAUAACAGUAUUUGGCAUGAAUACCUUCAAAUGUCUAGAGCCUUUGAGUAUAUCUAUAUCAGAUGGCUACAAAGUUGAGGGCUACCUUUCUAAGCCUGGCCAUGGCAGUGGACGUAAUUUAGGGGAUAGACAGUUCUUUUUUGUCAAUGGCCGGCCAGUAGAUAUCCCUAAAGUCAGCAAGCUUAUGAAUGAAUUAUAUAAGAGUUCGAACUCUCGGCAAUACCCCAUUGCAGUGUUGAAUUUUAUCAUACCAACUAAAGCAUAUGAUGUCAAUGUAACUCCUGAUAAAAGGAAAAUUUUCUUUUCUGAUGAAUGUUCACUUAUAAAUUCUUUAAGGGAAGCUCUAGAAAGGAUCUAUUCCCCAAAUUGCUGUAUUUACUCUGUUAACAGAUUAGAGGAGUCUAAGAAGGAAGCAUGCAACACUGAGUUAUUUACUCAAGAGGAGUUUCAUAUAUCAUCUCAACGAAUAUCCCCAGAUGAUGAUGAACAUAAGGAAACAGCAUACCACGAGGAAAAGCCUGUGGAAGAAGAAACCACACAGGAUGUCAGCCCACUAAAAGUGGUAGAAAAGGGCAUUGAAGAUUCAUGUAUGGGAGAACAAUUGGCUCAUAUUAAGUGCAAAAGUCCCAAAAAAAAGGACUUUUCUCUUAGAGCUCAUUUUGGAGAUAAAGGUGAUGGUUCUCCUGGGUAUCACAAUAAAGAGCUGAGAACUCCCAUGCCUAGUGCCAUGGUUUGUCAUCAUUCUCCUUGUCCUUCAAAGGCAGUGGGAAAAGAUACCAUUGGAAAUGUAAAUUCGUCAAGUCAUUUGAGUUUUGUUAAGUCUUCAAUAACCAAUUUUGUAACUGUAAAUAAGAGGAAGCAUGAAAAUAGCUGUACGGUACUGUCUGAAGUGCCUGUUCUAAGAAAUGAAGUAGCUCGCUGUCAAAUGAGGAAAACCAACUCUGUUAUGCAUACUGCAUCAUCAGAGUCACCAUCAGAGUCACUUUUUAAUCUUCAUCAGAUUGACGAUUCUGAUGAAGGUAAUGAGAAUGAAUCUUCUAUAACUUGUAGAGCAUCUUGUGUGCCAAAUGCAAUGGGAGACUCGCUUUAUUCUGGAGAAGAUGUUAACAAUGUUGGAUUUGGAAAGGAUUUAGAAAGUCAAGAGAAGGCAUUACAACAUGCUAAUGUUGAUUCAAAUGCUUUGCCGGGUAUGCAAAUUGAACAUGUAUCAGAAGAGCCUCAAGAGCCAGAUCCAGUAUUAAAAUCCUCGAAGGUGACUUCAGAUUCACCAAUGCCUUCUUCUGGUUUAGAGAUAUUUUCCACCUUGCAUUUUAGUAUCGAAGAUCUAAAAACAAGGAGGAAAAAGAGGCUCUCAAGGUUGCAAGGUAGMAGUUUUACAAAUGGAAAAAUGACAAAUAAAAGGUGCUAUACUGCUGCGACACUGGAGCUUUCUCAGCCAGAAAAUGAUGAUAGAAAAGUGAAGGCCCUAGCUGCAGCAACCUCCGAGUUGGAAAGGCUCUUCAAUAAAAGUGAUUUUGGCAGAAUGAAGGUUAUUGGGCAAUUCAAUCUCGGUUUUAUCAUUGGAAAAAUAGAUGAAGACCUCUUCAUUGUAGAUCAGCAUGCUGCAGAUGAGAAAUUCAAUUUUGAGAGGCUGUCUCAAACAACUGUCUUGAACCAACAACCUUUGCUUCAGCCAAUUAGGUUGGAGCUAUCUCCUGAAGAGGAAGUAGUUGCCUCAAUGCAUAUGGAUAUAAUCAGGAAAAAUGGGUUUACUUUGGAAGAGGAUAUUCAUGCUCCUCCUGGUUGCCAUUUUAAACUAAAAGCUGUCCCCUUCAGUAAAAACGUUACUUUUGGUGCUGAAGAUGUUAAGGAGCUCAUCUCUACCCUUGCCGAUAGUGAAGGGGAGUGCUCAAUGGUUAGUAGUUACAGACUGGAUACCCCAGAUUCUGUUUGCCCAUCAAGAGUCCGUGCAAUGUUGGCAUCACGUGCUUGCCGAUCAUCUGUCAUGAUUGGAGAUCCUCUUGGGAAAAAUGAGAUGCAAAAGAUACUUGAGCAUUUGGCGGAUCUCAAAUCCCCUUGGAAUUGCCCACAUGGCAGGCCGACCAUGCGCCACUUGAUCGAUUUGGCCACCAUCUAUAAGAGGUUAGAUUUAAAUGGAACAGAUUUACCAUGGGCCUAUUUGUGACUGUUGAAUGCCCAUGCAUGUAUGUAUUGAUUUUUUUUUUUUUUUGGGUUUUAUUCUCUUAACAUGCCUUAUUCCCUUGCUUGUUUUAGCAUGAAUCUUUGAACAUUGUAAAUUCAAGUCUCCAUCUUUCCACUSGGGAUCUACUGUUUGCACCGCUGUGUAUAGGCAGUUACGUAACCAA
This is a messenger RNA of Nelumbo nucifera (sacred lotus), 3305 nucleotides long. It is a transcript of the gene PMS1, whose product is annotated as DNA mismatch repair protein. Gene Ontology annotation, cellular component: MutLalpha complex. The record is from RefSeq and is a predicted model, not a curated record. Gene Ontology annotation, molecular function: mismatched DNA binding; ATP hydrolysis activity; ATP binding. Lineage: Eukaryota; Viridiplantae; Streptophyta; Magnoliopsida; Proteales; Nelumbonaceae. Gene Ontology annotation, biological process: mismatch repair.